UAUUCAGUGUAAUCAUAAGUCUUCAUGUCCCUCCCUUAGUACCAAAACCACAAUAUGACUUUCUCAAAACAACUCUUUCUUUACCUCUUUUGCAUCGUCCCUCUUCUACAUGCUUCACACCCAAAACAAUGCUCUUCUUCCUCAUGCGGUCGUGACGAUGUUCAUGUCCGUUUCCCUUUUUGGUUACUCUCGAGACAGCCUGAGUUAUGUGGCCACGCCGGAUUUAAUCUCCAAUGCACAAUCAGUCCCAAGACAGCUCUUAAGCUCCCUAAUUCCGGAACAUUUCUUGUCCGAGAGAUUGACUAUAUAAGGCAGCAGAUUCGUCUCUAUGACCCCGAAAAUUGCCUAGUAAGAAAGCUUUUGACCUUUGACAUAUCGGGAUCUCCUUUCUCUGCUCUCUACCUUGUCAACUACACGUUCUUGAGCUGUCCUAAUGAGGUUGCAAAGUCGUCCGGGUUUGACUCCAUCACAUGUCUAAGCAAUUCAACGACCUCGUUCUUAGCUACAACUAGUUUGGAUCUCGCAAAGUCUAUGCUGCCUUCUUGUCAGAUCGUCAAGACAUUAGCUAUUCCGGUUUCUCGGCCGGUUGUUGUCGAGAAAUCAAGAUUCUCGACUGAUCUCAAGAAUCAAGACCUUUGGUUGAAAUGGGACUUUCCAAGUUGUAGCGAUUGUGAGAAGGAUUACUUGAGAUGUGGAUUCAUAAGUAAUACCUCUCUCCAAGUGAAAUGCUUCCCUUUUGAAAAAUCAGGUAACAAUACGGGACUACAUGUGCUUAAAAUUAUAAUCCUGAGCGUAAUUGGACCGGUCACGAUCUUUGCUACUUGUAUUGCAAUCGGAGUAUGCACCUCCGAAAGAUUCGCUUCCCGGAGACAACGCAACGUGGCGGUCGCUGCCCUGCAGCCAAAUGAGGUUAUAGUAACGACGGGUCUUGACGAGUCUGUAAUAGAAUCAUAUAAGAAAAUGGAAUUAGGAGAGAGUAGAAGAUUACCGGGAACUAAUGAUAUUGUUUGUCCCAUUUGUUUAUCGGAGUAUGCUAGCAAAGAGACCGUGCGAUGCAUACCGGAAUGUGAUCAUUGCUUCCACAUUGAAUGUAUAGAUGCGUGGCUUAAGAUUCAUGGUUCGUGUCCUCUUUGUCGGAAUUCGCCUUCUCCGGUGCGUGAAGCUGUCUGAAUUG
This is a messenger RNA of Camelina sativa (false flax), 1174 nucleotides long. Its product is annotated as putative RING-H2 finger protein ATL21A. Gene Ontology annotation, molecular function: polysaccharide binding. NCBI's taxonomy places the organism in Eukaryota, Viridiplantae, Streptophyta, Magnoliopsida, Brassicales, Brassicaceae. The record is from RefSeq and is a predicted model, not a curated record.